Messenger RNA from Aphanomyces invadans, 386 nucleotides. RefSeq lists its product as hypothetical. NCBI's taxonomy places the organism in Eukaryota, Oomycota, Saprolegniomycetes, Saprolegniales, Verrucalvaceae. Bases 42 to 386 code for a protein of 114 amino acids. The record is from RefSeq and is a predicted model, not a curated record. The transcript is spliced from 2 exons.
UAGAUGUAUUAUUUCGGGAGCCUGCAUGACAGGCACAUCACAUGCACAUCGUCCGGCUGCUUGGCACGAUGGACGGCGACGACGCCAGCCACGUUUACUUCAAGACGACAGCGGCGUGUGUGAUCUGGGCUGCAUCUGCCCUCGCAUGCGUUGCACGUUUGUACCUACCCGUGCUUGCUGCCGCCUGCAACGAAGUGACGACGAUGGUGGUCGAGACCGCAUGCGUGACGCUCGCAGGCGUCGAUUUCAUGCUCUUCCCAACGGCGUAUGCAAUGUACGCGCUCGGGUAUAUGCUACUGCUGGGGCUCGAAGUCCUUGCACUCCGGCUCGAUGCUCACAUACGGUCGUCUGCUCUUAAGAAGGUCGCCCGACCACGUCACUCCUAG